UCGACGAUAUCACCAUCUGCUACUCAGCAUCAUGACCAAGAAAGUUCUAUUUGUUCUCACUUCCUGCGACAAGACCUUGACCGGGGCUCAGACUGGCUGGUAUCUGCCAGAAGCUGUCCACCCCUUCAACGUCCUCGCAGCCGCCCACGGUGUCGAGAUCGACUUUGCUGCACCCAAGGGACCUAAUCCCCCUGUCGAUGAGGGCAGUGUAAAGAACUUCCCGGAUGAUGCUGGGUUUUUGAGCGCAGCAUCGCCCAAGAGCAAACUUGAAAGCACCAAGAAGCUCUCAGCCGUCGAGGCCAGCGAUUACGAUGCUGUCUUCUACGUCGGCGGUCACGGACCUAUGAUUGAUCUCUCCGUGGAUGAGGACAACGCCAAAUUGUUGGAAGACUUUUACAAAUCCAACAAAAUUGUGGCCGCUGUUUGCCAUGGGCCAGGGGCCCUGGUCAAAGCCAAACUGGAUAACGGAGACUCUAUCCUGAAGGGCAAGAACGUCACUGGCUUCUCGAACGUCGAAGAAGAGCAGGUCGGCAAAGUAAAGGAUAUACCCUUCCUUCUGGAAACCAGAUUGAAGGAGCUCGGUGGCAAGUUUACUGCCGCCGCCGAGCCAUGGGGGACUCACGUUGUCAUUGACAAUGGAGGAAAACUGAUUACGGGUCAAAACCCCGCCUCGGCGCAGCUGGUAGGUGAAAAGAUUUUAGAGGCGUUGAAAGCAUAAAUUGUAAACCCAAGAACAAUUGUAAGAUUAGUAUUUGCGAUGGAACAACUGGAGAAUUUGAAUCCGUGGGGUCUGUUGUAUGGAGUCGCGGCGUGUUAUCCUCAGAGGAAAUAUGAAUUUCACAUGUGCACCUUCC
Messenger RNA from Coniophora puteana RWD-64-598 SS2, 854 nucleotides. RefSeq names its product ThiJ PfpI domain-containing protein. The record is from RefSeq and is a predicted model, not a curated record. NCBI's taxonomy places the organism in Eukaryota, Fungi, Basidiomycota, Agaricomycetes, Boletales, Coniophoraceae. Bases 32 to 718 code for a protein of 228 amino acids. The transcript is spliced from 7 exons.